CGCAGACCACUGCCGCUGCGGGUGCAGCCGUCACUCUCCUUUAGCUGCUAGCUCCCUGUUGCCCUGCUCCACAGCAGGGUGGUACUGGCCCCCGGAAAGCGGAGCAGGUAAGGGCCCCAGGGCCCGUGCCCCUCGGCGAGGCAGCAGCAACAACAACCUGCCCAGCUGGCGGUCUACGUGGUCCAGGGCCAGGUCGUGCUCCUGGCAGGAAGACGAGAGGAGCCAAGGAGGAGACAAGGAUAGGCCCAGGAAAAAAAAUCUCAUCAUGGUAAAUAUCCACCAGGAAAACGAAGAAAUGGAGCAGCCUAUGCAGAAUAGAGAGGAAGACCACCCUUUGGGAGGAGGUGAAGGCCGCCAACCUGCAGGAAAUAACAGACGACAGGCUCGCCGACUUGCCCCUAAUUUUCGAAGGGCCAUACCCAAUAGGCAGAUCAAUGAUGGGAUGGGUGGAGAUGGAGAUGAUAUGGAAGUGUUCAUGGAGGAGAUGAGAGAAAUCAGGAGAAAACUUAGGGAGCUGCAGUUGAGGAAUUGUCUGCGUGUUCUUAUGGGGGAGCUCUCCAAUCACCAUGACCAUCAUGAUGAAUUUUGCCUUAUGCCCUGACUUCUAUUUUCCGUGAGAUUGAUACUGUGAUUCCUGCUAUUUUCAUUGCAUUUUCCUAAUAUGCCUUUAUUGAUCCAUUUGCUGUGAACCUUUUGUUAUUUCCAUGUGUCAGGUGGGUCUUAUAUGGCCAGCUUUGAAUUGGAGAUUGCUUUACAUGCAUCUAAAUUUCUGUCAGCAGUAAAAUUUUAUAUAUUUGCAUGAAAAAAUGUGAAGUUAAUAAAGCACUUAAUAAGCAAUGUA
This is a messenger RNA of Octodon degus (degu), 841 nucleotides long. RefSeq names its product brain expressed X-linked 3 (gene Bex3). Gene Ontology annotation, molecular function: signaling receptor binding. The record is from RefSeq and is a predicted model, not a curated record. The transcript is spliced from 3 exons. Gene Ontology annotation, biological process: signal transduction. NCBI's taxonomy places the organism in Eukaryota, Metazoa, Chordata, Mammalia, Rodentia, Octodontidae. Gene Ontology annotation, cellular component: cytoplasm; cytosol. The coding region runs from base 266 to 601 and encodes 111 amino acids.